Messenger RNA from Aspergillus nidulans FGSC A4, 1920 nucleotides. Its product is annotated as DUF3712 domain-containing protein. Gene Ontology annotation, cellular component: fungal-type vacuole membrane. Bases 1 to 1920 code for a protein of 639 amino acids. The record is from RefSeq and is a predicted model, not a curated record. Lineage: Eukaryota; Fungi; Ascomycota; Eurotiomycetes; Eurotiales; Aspergillaceae. The transcript has 4 exons.
AUGGCCGUAGGAGACGCCUACAAGGCGCGACAGGCCCAGAAACAAGCCGCUGAGGCUGCGGCUAAGGCAAAUAGUUCCGUCGUCAAGGGCAAGGGCGCAGAAAUCGAGCACGUCGAAGCCCUUGCAAGCGGUGGCAGCCUCGUGAAAGGGAAACUCGGCAAACGACAGCGUCUGAAAAGGCAUUUUGCACGAUUCUGGUGCUGUUACCUUCUCGCCGGCACUAUCUUCCUCGCCAUUUUUCUGCCGGUCUUCUUCCUCGUCGCCAUUCCUGCCAUAGCCCAGCGCCUUGUCGAAGAUACCUCGCUUCCUGUCUACGGCGCGCACAUCACGAACCCCAAGCCGGACGCGUUGACAUUCACCCUCGACUCAGGACUUAGCGUACCACUCGGCCUAAGCGUGCGGCUUGAUCCCUUCAAGCUAGAUCUUUUCAACCGCGACUCCGACCCGGAGAUAACGUACCUGACCAUUCAGGUGCCGGAGUACAAGAUCAAGGGCAAGACGAACCUCACCGUUACCAGCGAGAACACACCGGUGUGGGACGAAGACGAAUUCGUCAAAGCGCUCACCAAGGCGGUUUAUUCAAAAAGAUUCACAUUGUCUGCGCUGGGCAAGACUACGGGGCAUCUCGGGGCUAUCAAGGCCGGGCUCACGUUGGAUAAAGACGUGGAAUUGGAUGGACUCGAUAAGUUAAGCGGUUUCUCCAUCGAUGAAGCCGCGCUCCUUAUCCCGGCCAUGGGCGAUGGGUCAAAUCUGCGCGGCAAAGCAACACUGCCAAACCACUCAGUUGUCACUUUUGCUUUGGGAAACGUAACCCUCAACCUCAAGUCCGGCGACAUAUUCCUCGGUACCGCCCUCUUACCGGACGUUACCCUCCUCCCAGGAGACAACAGCGUUGGCUUCACCGGCAAAGCAGACAUAACCUCUGCACUGGCUAACAUCGGUUCAAUCCUCUCAUCGCAAGCAGACGCGCUCAGGAACGGCGAGGUCGAGCUCAGCGCAUCUGGGAACCAAACGAUCUUCAACGGCGAGCACAUUCCCUACUUCGAGCGGGUGUUGAAUGAUCUCACUAUCACAGCCAGAGUAUCGAUCCUCAAGAUCCUCCUUGAUACCGUUAGCGAUUUCCUCGGCGAGGGGUCAGAGGGUGUGAUACAGUCCCUGACGGAGAUCCUCAACAAGAUCGACUUUGCGGCUCUGUUUGAGGGGGUCGAUUUUGAUUCCCUUGUUGGGAGUGUAGGCGAGAUCAUCAACAAUCUAAAUCUGGGACAGCUGCUCGACGGCAUCGACCUGAAUGAAUUCCUACAGGGGAUUGAUUGGGCGAAAGUCGUCCACGGCCUGGGUAGUAUCCUGGAACAACUCGAUCUCGGCGCGUUUUUUGAGGACCUCGACGUGGCGGGGAUAUUACAAAGUAUUGACUGGACAAGUCUGCUGCAGGGCGUAGCAUCCUUCCUCGCAGACAUUGACUGGUCCUCGCUUGCAACGACGCUCAGCACCAUCGUGAGCAGCGUAGACUGGUCCUCCCUGUCGGAACAGCUCCAGCCUAUCCUCGAGAAACUCGACAUCGGCUCGUUUCUGUCUAAUAUCGACUGGGACGCCAUAUUCGACAGUAUCGGCCCGAUCAUCUCGCAGAUCGAUCUCGGCGCCAUCUUCGAAGACAUUGACUGGAGCGCCGUGUUGAGGGGAUUAGGCGAGAUUCUGACAAACGUCGAUCUUGGGCAGUUAUUUAGAAGUCUCCUUGACGCAUUGAGCGAGCUGAAUUUAGGAGAUUUGUUUGAUAUCGAUAUUGGCGGGGUGAAUAUCAGUGAUGUGCUCGGUGGUAUAGCGGGUUCUGCAAAUGGAACGAGUGUGGAUGAGGCCUGGGAAAAUCUCAUGGAUGCCUUGGAGAACUUUGGAAGCAGCGGUAAUGACACUGCGAGCUCAUGA